UGAGCUUCAGCCUCUAGGCGACCAGCUUUCUGGAUCCGCCCCUAUAUCUGACCGACGUGCGACGGCAGGAAAGUGAAUGUAUGGAGUUGUGGCGGAGAAUUUGGAGCCCUAGAGGUUUGGAGUUUGGACUCUAAUCAACUUGUAGAUGACUGAGCGGGCGGAGCGGCGGGGGAAUUUUCGGCAUCUGGGAAGACUGAUUGUUUGUAACUGGAAACAGGAGUUGAGGGUUCUGGAAUACUACUAAACCUAUAGAACGAUGUCGUUUCGGUUAAAAUAUUGAGAUUUCCAGGUGUUUACACGGUCCCUUCUUCGUAGCCUAUAUUCACUAAAAGAAUUGUCAUGAGGUUUGCCUCAAUCUUUACCCAUGUAUCAGCCUCAAAGAACCCCAGUUUUCGAAUUAGCAACUCCUUUCUCUUCUCCACAUCUUCAUGUUCACCAUUGUCUGCUUCACAGCAAUUUGUGACCCAUUUGCAGAAAAACAGGCAGAACAUAGAGAAAACCCUCAACUCAGUCAAAGCCAAAUUGGAUGCACCUUGUGUGACCCAAGUUCUUGAAAGGUUCUCAGUUGAGAACCCUCAAACGGGCCUGAGGUUCUUCAUAUGGGCUGGGCUUCAUCCAUCAUAUAGACACUCUAGGCACAUGUAUAUCAAAGCUUGUAAUAUGCUGAAGAUUGACAAAAACCCUAAAGUAAUCACAGAUGUGUUUGAGGCUUACAGGGAUGAAGAUGGAUGCGGAGUCAGCGUGCAAAUGUUUAGGGUCGUAUUUAAUUUGUGCAGAGAGGCUAAAGAUGCAGACUUGGGAUUGAUGGUGUUGAGAAAAAUGAAGGAAUUCAAUUGCAGGGCAGACGUGAUAUGUUAUAAUGGAGUGAUAAGGUUGUUGUGCGAAAAGGGGGAUAUAGAUGAGGCGAUGGGGUUGAUGAGAGAGAUGGGGCUCAUUGAUCUUUAUCCUGAUAUGGCCACUUACACAAUGAUAAUCAAUAGGUUGAGUGAUGUGGGCAGGUUGGAAGAGGCCUGCAAGAUGGUUAAGACGAUGAAGGGGCAAGGCUGCUUUCCAGGAACAACGGUGUAUUCUUCCCUUCUUGAUGGGAUUUCAAGAUUUGGGGGCUUGGAGAGGGCAAUGGAGUUGUUGGACGAAAUGGAGAAAGAAAGCAGCGAUUGCAGACCAAAUGUUGUCACCUACACAACUCUGAUUCAAGCGUUUGUUGAAAAAGGGUGUACAUAUGAGGGAAUGGCUAUCCUGGAUAAGAUGGAGAGUUUUGGAUGUAAACCAAACAGAGUGUUAAUGGCUACUCUGGUUCAGGGACUAUGCAGGGAUGGUGAUAUCAACGAGGCCCAUAAAAUAGUGGAUCGGAUUGGUGGGAAUGGUGGUGGUAUUUCAAAUGAUGAGUGUCACAGUUGUUUGGUGAUUUCGUUGUUUCGGGUGGGAAGGUUCAAGGAGGCGGAGGCUGUUUUUAGUAGGAUGCUGGCUUCUGGUUUGAAGCCUGACACAAUCUCGUAUCAGACAAUGAUGAAACGGCUGUGUUCUGAAAGAAGGAAGGAGCUUGAUGGAUAUAUGGCUUGAAUAUUGAAUAUUGAUCUUUCUACUGCUGAAUUAUGAUGAUUUGAUGAAACUAGGUGGUGAACUUGGAAAGCCAUCAAAGAGGUAGCUGCAUGGAGCACUUGCACCGUUGAUUGAGGAGGAUGAAGCAUGCUACCCGUCAGUAUGGCAAAAGGUAAGAGCUCGUGAAGAGAUGUUCAGCUCUUUGCUUUUUGGAAUCUCCCAAGCUGCUACUGCUCGUAGUGUUCAACUACUCUGUUGUGUUUUGUUAAUUCGGUUUAAACCUCUUGUGCUUGCUACAUGUGUCAGGGUAUGCUAUUACUCCCUCCGUCCCUGAAAGAAGUUCCCCAUUUGACUUUCACACACUUACCAGGAGUAAAUUUUACUGUUUUGACACUGUUUCGACACUGUUUGGCACUGUUUUGAUGUAGAUAACUUUCUAUUUAAGGAAAUGGGAACUUAAAUUAGGGACAUCCAAAUAAGAAAGUGAGAACUUCUUUCGGGGACGGAGGGAGUAUUUAAUUGGAGCUGCCUUCAGUAGUAAUUGCACAUCUAUAGUAAAACUUUUACUCUCUCCUCACCUAGAGACCAACCCUUGGAGCAGCAGCCAGGAGGCCAUGUUUAAGAGAGUCAAGUCAAGAUGUCAGAUAAUUAAAUUUGGCUGGAAAAGGGAUUAUUCUCCUGUGGAAACUUUCAUUUUGGACUUACCUGCAAGUGCUCAGGAAAGGAGCAGCUACGAUGAAGAGGUAACAUGAUAGUUGAUGGGUGACAAAAAUAUGAACUUGUUUUGAAUUUAUAACCCCCCAUACUUUAGGGGUUUUAGAAUAGUGCGAUAUUCGAACUCCCAAAAGUACUUGUGACAUAUGUUUUCCUCUCCUUUGUUAAAUUCUUAAUUUUAUAUUGUGAUCCUCCUGAGCUUUCUGGGAAUAUACACAUUUUAAUUUAAGUACGUGGAAAGGGUAAACGGAAAGCUUGAGUCCUU
Messenger RNA from Cuscuta epithymum, 2518 nucleotides. The record is from the annotation of a GenBank genome assembly. NCBI's taxonomy places the organism in Eukaryota, Viridiplantae, Streptophyta, Magnoliopsida, Solanales, Convolvulaceae.